UAUCCAGGCAGAACGACAUACCACAAAGCAUUUGUCUUGUUUAGCGUUCAUUAUUCUGUAUUGGCGUGCAAUAAUUUUAUUCCAUAUUGAUUAUGGGUUAUUAUGGAUGGAGAAUUAGGUGACGUGUUCCCCGUUGAAGAUGAUUUAUUUGAAGAUAGUUUCUCUAUGGAUUCUACCUAUAAUUUUUUUGGUCAUGAAUUUACAAUUAAUCAAUCGUUCAAUGCAAGUCUUGGGGUGGCUGCUUCAGUAUGGGACGCUGCAAUCCACUUGUGCAAUUUCUUUGAGAAAACAUCUCUGGAAUUAAGUGGAAAAUGAAUAAUUGAGUUGGGAGCAGGAACUGGUUUUGUUAGCAUACUGGCUGCAAGAUUAGGGGCCUGUGUGACGAUUACAGAUCUUCCUCUUGCUAUUCCACAAGCAGUCCGAAAUAUUGAAGUCAAUGCUCCUUCAGCUGGGUGGCCCUCAGAAGCACCCAGUGUGCUGCCGCUGUCAUGGGGACAGGACCAGGAAAACUUUUCCUCUGACUGGGACUUGGUAUUGGGGACUGAUAUUAUCUACUUACCUGAAACAUUUCCCCUUCUUUUGGACACACUGGUACACUUGUGCAAGAAUGGGGCUGUAGUAUACCUCUCCUCAAAAAUGCGCAGGGAACACAGCACUGAGGACUUCUAUGACAAAUGGCUGCCACAGAAGAUCAAGGUGGAGCUUGUGCAAAGAGAACCAGAGAACAAUAUCAACAUAUAUAGAGCAGCCCUCAUAUGUGAUGUAUAAUAAAUGAGCUUGUUUUGUUGACUGUAGGAUUUAAUUGAGCAAAUUUAUAAAAAUAAUGAACACCAGAAAUGCACUGCUGUCAAUGAGUAGUCCCAUAAAGAGUUUAAAAAGUAGUUAUUUUCUGUAAUAAUGGCUUAUAAGUAUUUAGUGGUUUUGUGGACUCACAGCUUGUUAUGACUGAGUCUAGGCUUUGAACCAAAAGAUUAUGGAGGUGUAUUUGGUGGAUGUAUUAAUGUUAACUGAAUGACAGUACAAAUGGUUAAACUGGUGGUAAGUGGAGUGAAAUGAAUAGAACAGAGGCACAAAUAAAUGGUGCAGUGUAUUGUGAAUUAAAGUGGAAAGGGGAACACUACCAGUGAUGACGGUGGGUUGGCCAGUGCUGAAAACAGCAAACAUUCCUGCUAACUAUAUAUUUACAGCCACUGACCUACCUACCCAAAAUAAAAAUAUAAACAACAAAAAAAGAUGCUUCCCUGAUUUCCUACACAUAAACACAUAGAAAGCCCACUCCCAACACAAACAGCAAUGAACCCUACUCCUGGUGUGCUACUAUAUACUAUUUACAAACUACAAAUUCAGCAUAAGUACCAAAAAGGAACUGCAAGCAAAGUAGUAUCACAGGGAGUCAUAACAAAACAGCAAACACAGUGAGUCAAAAUACCAGUGAGCUUUAGGCUAGAUAACUGAGCAUUUUUUGGGUACUUUUAUUGUCCUAUGGUGAUGACACAGAAUAAUACUUGGAGUCACAGUCAUGGCUGCAUCCCUGGACUGGUCCACGGAGCGAAAUCCAAGGAAGCCAAAACCAAAAUGGGUGAAAGGAGACUGAAGUUGCAAAACCUAAUGAACACGAUCAGCAAAGAGGGAAGAAAACAGCCACAAAUACACACAGUGGGAUGUAUAAAACUACCAUUACUUCAAAGGUGAUUUUAGAAUUUGGUUCAAUUUUAUGAUAUAAUUGGCUAGAAUGAGUGAGGUGAAAGGCACAUUCAGACGCAGAAGGCAGUAAUUGCCACCACAUCUCAGAUUUGCAAUUUUUUGAUUCUUGAUUUGUGUUUGCAACAAGCUUUAUCAUUCUGUUUUGGAUUACCUUGUAAUUAAGGCUUUUUUGUUCAUGUCAUUGAGAUGUUUCAAAGAUAGAUUGAUUUAAUACAUGUUAAUAGUUGAUAUUUGCUAGUUUUCACAUUUAGCAGUGGUUCCAUCUGACUCAACAACAGAUCCUUAUCUUUUGGUAAAUGUUAUUUGUUUAAUUCAUGUUAAGUAGAUAUGUAUUUAGCUUUACAUAGUUUUAAAAUAACACAAAUAAGAAUUUGCCAAUCAGCUUACUUGAUAUGUUUUAAACUGUCUGUCUUUAGAUAUCUGCAAUAUUUUCAUAUGUAGACAUGCUUUUGACAACAUAUAAUUACAUUACAACAUAUCAUUAUC
Messenger RNA from Electrophorus electricus (electric eel), 2190 nucleotides. RefSeq names its product EEF1A lysine methyltransferase 3. The record is from RefSeq and is a predicted model, not a curated record. Gene Ontology annotation, cellular component: cytosol; protein-containing complex. NCBI's taxonomy places the organism in Eukaryota, Metazoa, Chordata, Actinopteri, Gymnotiformes, Gymnotidae.